Adineta ricciae is the source of this 1968-nucleotide messenger RNA. The record is from the annotation of a GenBank genome assembly. NCBI's taxonomy places the organism in Eukaryota, Metazoa, Rotifera, Eurotatoria, Adinetida, Adinetidae.
AUGGUAUUUGCACAUCAGUCCCUGACUGUAUGUAUUUUAGCUACAAUUGGUCUUACUGUUCUUGGUCAACAAGCAUGCGAAGAUUUUGCACCGGAUGCAAAUAACUGCACCAAAUUCAUACGAUGCUUUGGUAAUAUUCGAAUUCGAUUCACAUGUGCUGCUGGUACAGCUUGGGAAAAUUCACUGAAAACAUGUGUAUGGACAGAACAAGUUGAAGCAUGUAAACGUGUUCACCAACAACGUAAUAUUGAAACCGAAACUACCAAUGGCAUGAUCAUCUACGAUGCUGAUGAAGAUGCACUUAACAACAUUGCUGUCGGUCGAACAUUAGAUGAAGCUCGCGCGCUUGGCCCAAUUGUUACACCAAAACAAUACGGAUGCUCAUUUUGUGGUACUGGCGUUUGUGGUAUCAUUGUUAAUACAAUCCAAUGCAUUUGUGGUAACAAUCAAUGUCCACCAGCACCUACUCAACCACCAACUAUUCAACCACGCAAUCCGUGUGCAGUCAACCCAUGUCUCAACGGUGGUCAAUGUAUACCUUCAGGACAAGGAUUUAUCUGCAACUGCCCACAAACACAUACUGGAAAUCGUUGUGAAGCACCAGCUCGAACACCAUGCCAACCAAAUCCAUGUCAAAACGGUGGUGUAUGCAUUCCACAAGGUUCAUCGUUCUUCUGCCAAUGCCCACCAAUGUACAAUGGUCUCUGCUGUGAGACCCGUAUUACCACCACAACACCUUACAAUCCAUGUGCACAAUCACCAUGUCAAAACGGUGGUGUAUGUAUACCACAAGGUUCAUCGUUCUUCUGCCAAUGCCCGCCAAUGUACAAUGGUCUCUGCUGUGAGACCCGUAUUACCACCACAACACCUUACAACCCAUGUGCACAAUCUCCAUGCCAAAACGGUGGUGUAUGCAUUCCACAAGGUUCAUCGUUCUUCUGUCAAUGCCCGCCAAUGUACAACGGUCUCUGCUGUGAGAACCGUAUUACAACAACUACACCAUACAACCCAUGUGCUCAGUCACCAUGUCAAAACGGUGGUGUAUGCAUUCCACAAGGUUCUUCAUUCUUCUGUCAAUGCCCGCCAAUGUACAACGGUCUCUGCUGUGAAAAUCGUAUUACAACAACUACACCAUACAACCCAUGUGCUCAAUCGCCCUGUCAAAACGGCGGUCAGUGCAUUCCAAAUGGCAAUUCAUAUCUCUGUCAAUGUCAAACCGGUUUCUAUGGUACUCGCUGUGAGUCGCGUAACUACUGUAUGCCCAAUCCAUGUUCUAACAAUGGCAUUUGUACACAAACAACGGCUGGAUAUAUUUGCUCAUGUUCGUAUCCAUUCACUGGCACUAAUUGUCAACAAAUAAUUAGUACAACUACAACAGCAACAACAACUAUCGCAACACGCGCGCCAUGUGGAGGUAGUUGUGCAUGUGUUGUGAUUCCAUGUCCGAUGGUAGUGAUUACGAAUCCAUGCGCACCAAAUCCAUGUCAAAACAUGGGCGGAUGUUCUGUGCAGAAUAAUGCAGCUAAAUGUUGGUGUCCAGAUAGUUACCAAGGAUACUAUUGCCAAUUCCGUCGAGCAGCCCGAUCAUUGACAUCAAGACGUUGCAACUUAACCUGUUUGAAUGGCGGUGAAUGCUAUACCGAUGAACAACAAGGAGGACAAGCUCGUUGUUCGUGUCCAAACGAAUACUACGGAGAACGAUGCGAACUUAUGAAUCGACCCAAAUCUUGUUCACCAAGUAAUCCAUGUAUGAACAAUGGUAAAUGUAUAACGGCAAGUGCUGGUGCACAAUGUGUCUGUCAAAAGGGUACAUCAGGUGUUUUAUGUGAGCGAAUUGAACAAUCAGAUAAUGCAAAAUACUGUCCACUCAAAUGUCAAGCCGGUGGUCUGUGUGUCUUUGUCGGUUCAACAGCAGAAUGCCGUUGUCCAUCUGGACGAGUCGGUCGUUUCUGUGAACUUAGUGCUUAA